Messenger RNA from Glycine soja, 1604 nucleotides. Its product is annotated as putative receptor-like protein kinase At4g00960. Gene Ontology annotation, biological process: protein phosphorylation. The record is from RefSeq and is a predicted model, not a curated record. The coding region runs from base 174 to 1406 and encodes 410 amino acids. The transcript has 6 exons. Gene Ontology annotation, molecular function: protein kinase activity; ATP binding. NCBI's taxonomy places the organism in Eukaryota, Viridiplantae, Streptophyta, Magnoliopsida, Fabales, Fabaceae.
AUUUUGAUUUUUUAUGUACGGAUUUUGUUCAUUGCAUAUGAGAAAAACAACUGCUCUAAUACGAAACAGUUGUUCUUCUUUUUCAGCAUCCAAUUUGCAUCUCUUGCUCGAAGAAUCAAUCCUUUACUUUUGUUUCAUGGGCUCAUUUUGGGACCAUAGAGCGCCAUGACGCCAUGACCAAACCCAACACUUUCUUUCACAAUCUAAUCAAGCCCUUCAAAUUCAGCUCCAGCAAAGAGGGACAAACCGAAGAAAACGAAAUACAGAACUUAGCUGCACAGGAGCAGAAGAUCUUCCCCUACGAAACAUUGGUUGCUGCUACCAACAAAUUUCAUAUUCUUAACAAGCUAGGUGAAGGAGGAUUUGGACCCGUCUAUAAGGGGAAAUUGAAUGAUGGGAGAGAGAUUGCGGUGAAGAAGUUAUCGCAUAGAUCGAAUCAAGGGAAGACGCAGUUCGUCAACGAGGCAAAGUUGUUGGCACGUGUGCAGCACCGUAAUGUGGUGAAUUUGUUUGGUUAUUGUACCCAUGGCUCCGAAAAGCUUCUUGUUUACGAGUAUGUCCGUCGCGAGAGCCUCGACAAGCUUCUCUUCAAAUCCCAGAAGAAAGAGCAGCUAGAUUGGAAACGUAGGUUUGACAUAAUCACUGGGGUGGCAAGAGGGUUGCUUUAUCUACACGAAGACUCUCACAACUGCAUUAUACAUCGCGACAUAAAGGCAAGUAACAUCUUACUGGAUGAAAAAUGGGUCCCCAAGAUUGCAGAUUUUGGCCUCGCACGCCUCUUCCCCGAAGACCAAACCCAUGUCAACACCCGUGUGGCUGGAACCAAUGGCUAUUUGGCUCCGGAGUAUUUAAUGCAUGGACAUUUAUCCGUGAAAGCAGACGUAUUUAGCUAUGGGGUUUUGGUGUUGGAAUUGGUCAGUGGCCUGAGAAAUUCAUCGUUUGAUAUGGACGUUAGUGCACAGAAUCUCCUGGACUGGGCAUACAGGCUAUACAAGAAAGGGAGGGCAUUAGAAAUCGUGGACCCAACAUUGGCCUCCACAGCGGUAACAGAACAAGCAGAAAUGUGCAUUCAACUGGGUCUACUCUGCACACAAGGUGAUCUAAACCUACGUCCUACGAUGGGGCGUGUGAUUGUGGUGUUGUCAAAGAAACCGCCAGGCCACAUGGAAGAACCAACAAGACCAGGAAUACCCGGUUCCAGAUACAGAAGAGUAUCACGCAGACCCUAUGCAAUGUCUUCUGGGGAAGUUGAUGAUGACUCUAAUUUGCACACUUUUGAUUCUUCAAGAAAUUGUGGCACUAACACUACCACUUCUGCAACAACACCAACAACAAGCUCCAAUACUACAGCUGAAGUAGACCGGCGAGGGAAACGACCGAUGCAACGUUUGGUGUUGCGUGAUUAGUUUUUGAAGAAAGAAAUUGAGGGCACUUAUUGUUUUAUUUUUUGGUAUCAUGAAUUUUGUAAUCAUGUAAUUAAAUACUUAUGAUGUAAAUGUUAUCAGGAGUAGGGAAAUUUUUUCAGUGCCACUGGAGCAAUUCUUUUUGCUUGUAAAAAGAAUAAUUUAAAAAACUAUAUGAAGAAAUAUAACUUCGUAGGAGUA